AUGAGCAUGAUGAAUAAGAUUAUGAAGCCUUACAAUGCAUUCAAGAAGAUGCCUAUGGAGUUGAAACCUCUAGCCAUUUUAAUUGGAACGGCGGGCUGCACAGCUAUAUUUACGAUGGGUUAUAAAUUGGUUGCUGAUCCAGAGAUACGCCGAAGACCCUCUUGGACAAUUCGAGAACAACAACAACGGGAUACAGUAUCUGGAAAUCGUCAACUCGCGGCUUGA
Schizosaccharomyces osmophilus is the source of this 225-nucleotide messenger RNA. It is a transcript of the gene min8, whose product is annotated as mitochondrial mini protein, single membrane pass, Min8-like. The transcript is spliced from 3 exons. Bases 1 to 225 code for a protein of 74 amino acids. Lineage: Eukaryota; Fungi; Ascomycota; Schizosaccharomycetes; Schizosaccharomycetales; Schizosaccharomycetaceae. The record is from RefSeq and is a predicted model, not a curated record.